Messenger RNA from Diplodia corticola, 1074 nucleotides. RefSeq names its product stress response protein rds1p protein. The transcript is spliced from 2 exons. The coding region runs from base 1 to 1074 and encodes 357 amino acids. The record is from RefSeq and is a predicted model, not a curated record. NCBI's taxonomy places the organism in Eukaryota, Fungi, Ascomycota, Dothideomycetes, Botryosphaeriales, Botryosphaeriaceae.
AUGGCCUUCAUCGCUUCACUUAUUAUUGCCCUUUCCGUUAGCACUGCUGUCUGGGGCAUACCGACUCCUGACACGCAGCGUUUGAGCAACCUCAAACACGGUUCAAUUCCUGGGGAGUCAGACAUGUACACCAAUUACACCGGCAAAGCUGCACCCUUCCCGGGCAACCUCACUGCACCAAUCAAAGCCACGAGUACCGGUCCUGCGGGGCCUGAUGACGUCCUUUUCCAGAAUCUGCUCGGUGCCGAAUGGGCCAUUUACAGCUUCUACCAGCAAGGCGUAGAGACCUUCUCUUUCGAGGAUUUCACCAAUCUUGGCUUGCCAGAGACUACCUACGAACGGCUUGUCCAGAUCCGUGACAAUGAGGCUGGACAUCUGCGUAUCUUUCAGGAUCAAAUCUCGGCCAAUUCGGUAAAGCCGGGGGCCUGCAAGUACGAGUACGGUUUCACUGGCGCCGAGAGCUACCUCGCCUUGCAAGUCCUUUUGGAGGUGUCGAGCAUGGCGUUUUUGACCGGGCUUGUCCAAGAAGCGCAGACUAAUGCCACUAAAGGUGCUUUGGUGGCCAUCGCAGAAGUCGAGUCGAGACACAACACGUGGGCGCUGAUUGACGUAUGGGGAGCCAAUCCAUUCGCAGGACCGUCCGACACAGUGUACCCUUAUGCCAACCAGAUCUUGGACAUCACCAGGGUGUUCAUCGUUCCGGGAAGCUGUCCGUCCGGGAACCCAGUCUACCCUUCGCCGCAUCAGAACCUCCCCCCUCUCAGCUUCAACAUGACCACCAGCACAGCGCAGCCGGGUUCGAAGAUUGACUUUGUCUUUUCGGAUGAGACCAACGUCCCCGAUUUCAAAGACGAUAAGGACUACUACGCCGUCUUCUUCCAUGGGGUAAACAAUAUCAGCGUCCCGUUGGAUACCAAGACAAACUCAUCAGUGGUUCCGGCAGCGUUUGACGCGGCAAACGGGAUCAUCAUCGGUGUUUUGGCGGACGUGGAGGGAGCGCCGACUCUGGAGAGCGUGGUGGCCGGCCCCGUGUUUCUCCUUGAGCAACCACAGGCACUCACGCAGCAGGUCUAG